UUCAGAUUUGACGUGUCGUAUAAGGCGACUAACAAACAAUUAGCCGUGUAGUAGUCGGCUUUACCAAAGAAUAGCACUGACGUUCAGAUUUGACGUGUCGUAUAAGGCGACUAACAAACAAGUAGCCGUGUAGUAGUCGGCUUUACCAAAGAAUAACACUGACGUUCAGAUUUGACGUGUCGUAUAAGGCGACUAACAAACAAUCAGCCGUGUAGUAGUCGGCUUUACCAAAGAAUAGCACUGACGUUCAGAUUUGACGUGUCGUAUAAGGCGACUAACAAACAAUGAGCCGUAUAGACGCCGGCUUGUACAAAGAAUAGCUCUAACAUGUUAAGUUGUUUCCACAUCAAACAACUUAUAGUAUUAAUUUAUUAUAAGCAAUAUUCAAAAUCAAUUAAAUCAAUAAUUCCUCAAUAAUCAAUUAAAUCAAUAAUUAUUCUAUAAGCAAUGAAAUCAAUAAUUCUUCUAUAAUCAAUUAAAUCAAUAAUUCUUCAAUAAUCAAUUAAAUCAACAAUUCUUCUAUAAUCAAUUAAAUCAAUAAUUCUUCUAUAAUCAAUUUAAUAAAUAAUUCUUCAAUAAUCAAUUAAAUCAAUAAUUCUUCUAUAAUCAAUUUAAUCAAUAAUUCUUCAAUAAUCAAUUAAAUCAAUAAUUCUUCAAUAAUCAAUUAAAUCAAUAAUUCUUCAAUAAUCAAUUAAAUCAAUAAUUCUUCUAUAAUCAAUUAAAUCAAUAAUUCUUCAAUAAUCAAUUAAAUCAAUAAUUCUUCAAUAAUCAAUUAAAUCAAUAAUUCUUCAAUAAUCAAUUAAAGCAAUAAUUCUUCAAUAAUCAAUUAAAUCAAUAAUUCUUCAAUAAUCAAUUAAAUCAAUAAUUCUUCAAUAAUCAAUCAAUUUUAAUCAUUAUACAAAAUAUCAUUUUUGUUAUAUUCGUUAGCUUACGAAUCGUCCUAAAAUCGUCUUUAUUUCUAAUAAAAAAUAAAACAUAAUUAAAACAUAAAUUUAUAAAUAAUAGUUCUUAUGUUUGUUCAAUUCGAUAUUACCUUAAUAAAUUAGAAAAAAACUUGUAAUAGAAUCUUCUUUCUUGAUGCUCGAACAAAUCUUAAUUAUUUCUUCAACAACUAAAAACUUCAAUGAAAGUAUAUUUAAGAUAACUUAUGAUGAUCGAAUAAUUAAUGAAAAUAUUCAGUCUCAACGAUGACUUACAUUCAAGUUAAAAGGUUCUUUAUUUUAAAUCUUUAGAUUAGGCUAGUGUAGACAUUUCCGUAAUUUCUUUGCAGAUAUUAGAAUCGGUAAUAAAUCUAGAAAAUGAAAUUAAUGAUUGUUUAGCAAGCAUAUUGUUCGUAAAAUCUAAUACAAUACAUCCCUCUAUAAUAACUCUUAAACAUCUAUAUGAAGAACUUUUAUUAUCUAAUCAUAUACGUACCAACAAACACUUAGUUACUCCAGUCACUAUUGAAAAUAUUCAUCAAAUAUUAGACUCAGCUUCUCUUUCUGCUUAUGUAUAUUCUGAUAGACUUGUAUACAUAUUAGAUUUUCCAUUAACUCAAGGCGAACCUCUCAAUCUCUAUCACAUAUAUUCCAUUCCAAUUCAACAUUUUAAUUCCUCUCUGCAUACAACCAUCCUACCUGAGCAUAUGUAUUUGGCUACAAAUCCUAGCGGUAAUAUAUACGUAUCUACGAGCGACUUCACUUCAUGCAAGUCCUACGCUAUAAAGAAGAAGAUCUGCACCUCUUUUGUCGCAUAUGAAGCAGCAUCACGUCCAUUAUGUGAGCUCCAGAUCCUGUUAAGCAUUUCAAAGACUUUACCUGAAAUUUGUACCACAUCCACAUUUGAAGCAAGAAUUAACACUUUUCAAAACAUUGACAACAACCAAUGGCUUUACAUACUUACAGAAGACACUAAUUGUAUACUUCAAUGUAAAACGGAAGUUACACAUCAUAAAUUACAAGGAGCAGGCAUUUUAUCCUUACCGGAAAACUGCAAACUUUAUACUGGGUAUAGUACGCUAACAGCCUUUCAAUCUAUUGAAGAAAAUGUAACAUAUCCUGUAAUAGUUCCAGACAUUAGAACAGACGAUUGCUUUGAAGAAUACAAGAACUUUGAAGCUCCAAACUUAAUUCCUAUUAAAAUUAAUGAAAUGCCUUUGGAUUCACUGAAACAAAUAAAACAUCAUGUCGAUAAAUUUAAGGAAAGCUUAGAAAAUAUGAGAUCUCGACCAAUCUUACAAAGAUAUUCGUCAACGUUUACAUGGAUAUACUUCGUGUUAUUCAUAACAAUGCUAGGAUACUUCAUUUAUAAAAUUAGCAAACGUUGUCCUAAUGGAUUACUCCUGCGUAACCGAAGACCAAGCCGUGAUAAUGGUUGUAUACAAAUAUUUAACAACUGUUUUUCAAACACAUCACGACGUCAAAGAAUCCAAGUUGCCGUCCCGAUGACUACUAUAGCAACAAGUACCUGCGUAACGGAAGACGAAGAGGAAAAUGAAGAAAAUUAUCCAAGAACUUCAACACCGAGAGUUCAAAGAUCAAGCUCUCAAGCCCAAUCUUUAUUCUAAGGGGGGAGGUGUUACAUAUAUUAAGAGUACGUGACCUAAGACCAUGUGUCAGCCUACGACCUAAUCAUUAUAAUAUUUGACAUUCCUAUUUGUAUAUUUGUAUUUGUCCAUUUGAUAUCGAAAUCAUUAUAUUGUUUAAUAUUCAUAUUUGUAUAUUUGUUUAUCUCAUACAAAUUUCCAUUAGUAAGUUAUUAUCUGUAUUUGUUGUCACUCUAUCAAUGGAAGUAUUUGACUAUUGUAAUUGUAAAUAGUAAUUAAGAUAUCUCUACUAUAUAUAUGGACGAUUUGUAAUAAUAAAGACAGUUCAAUUCAGAUA
Molecule: messenger RNA, 2864 nt
Organism: Galleria mellonella (greater wax moth)
Lineage: Eukaryota; Metazoa; Arthropoda; Insecta; Lepidoptera; Pyralidae
Exons: 1
Coding region: 1628-2548 (306 amino acids)
Source: RefSeq, a predicted model, not a curated record